Eruca vesicaria subsp. sativa (arugula) is the source of this 327-nucleotide messenger RNA. NCBI's taxonomy places the organism in Eukaryota, Viridiplantae, Streptophyta, Magnoliopsida, Brassicales, Brassicaceae. The record is from the annotation of a GenBank genome assembly.
AUGGAUAUUGUGGAGACUGUGGAAGAGCACUUGUAUUUCAGAGGUGAGGAUUAUGAUGCUUUGAGUUUGGUACAUAAGGCUCAGGAGGACUUGGAUGUGUGGAUAGGUCACGAUGAUAUGGAGGAAUUAGAAGUGAACACGAUCCCAGUUAAUAGAGCAGAGGAAAGAUGGUCUCCACCACCACAAAACUACUUGAAGUGUAAUACUGAUGCUGCAAUAAUAGGUAAAGAGGUCUUUUCUUUUGAAAAUAAUGUCCCUGUGUUGUUUUCUGUUAUGCUUUUUUGGAUUAAAUCUUUUAUUAUGGUUAUUUCACAAAUAACCCCAUAA